Molecule: messenger RNA, 3917 nt
Organism: Stegodyphus dumicola
Lineage: Eukaryota; Metazoa; Arthropoda; Arachnida; Araneae; Eresidae
Product: homeobox protein EMX1-like
Biological process (GO): brain development; regulation of transcription by RNA polymerase II; central nervous system development
Cellular component (GO): nucleus
Molecular function (GO): DNA-binding transcription factor activity, RNA polymerase II-specific; RNA polymerase II cis-regulatory region sequence-specific DNA binding
Source: RefSeq, a predicted model, not a curated record
CGUUUCCAAUAACAUUCUUAGCCUCUGUAAUUAGCUUAUCAAAAUGCCGGCCCACCAUUGCGCCAAAUUUGGCGCAGAACAUCUCGCAGUCGCGGAUCGGGCGAACGCUUUUGGUAAUUGAGCUCGUAAAAAACAUAAAAAAUACGUAACAGCCUUACUGCGAUAAAAGAAGCUUCUCCUUGGCGCCCGUAAUUGGGGUGGUCUGCUGUCGUCUGCACUAGUCGUUCCUCACUCACGUGCGUGGAACUCGAUCACCAUCAUCAUUGCUUUUGUUUUUAUUUAUUUUCCACUUCAUAAACAACAGGCCUUUUUUGAUAUUCCUUCAACAGUUGUUAAUUUCUCAACAGAAGAAAGAAAGGCGGAUUUGAAAAAUAUAUUCAUAAUUUCAAAAUUUAGAAUCUCUCAAAUCUGGGUAUUUUACGUGAAAUCAGAGACUGAAGAACUAUGUGUUCUAUAAAGAAAUGCAAUUCAUAGGGACAAAAGAAUUAGGUAGAAUUUUUCAAAACUACUUGUUUGCUUUGCAGUUGCUUAUCACAGCAAGGAAAGAGAGUUGAAAAUGUGAAAUUUUGAAUUCUGAAUGUCUUUGAAAUGCUCCUUAUCGUGUGCCAUAUCACAUAUAAAAUGAUUGUUUCGGUGGAAGACAUAAAUAUUAAUUGAGUGAUUUUUCAACUCAGUUUGUUUUGGAUUUUAUUUUAUCAGGUAACGAACCAUAAGGUUGUUUCGAUCGCCAGGAAGUAAUAGUUUGGCGUGUGAUGAUACAACAGACAUAUCGAGCUAUCCAGGAUAUCUGUUGAUAAAACUUCUUAGUGAAUUAAACAAUAAGGCCUAUUAAGACUUUCAUCUCCACAGCAUGAUGCCUUUGGCACCACUACCUGUGGUACCUGUUCCUUCUAAACCAAAGAUGGGCUUCAGCAUUGAAGCACUGGUGGGCAAAGAACGUGAUCAUCAUCACAGUGGUCGAUCUCCACCACCACCAAGGUCCGGCUCGAGUCCAGGAGAGGACCUCAGUAAUGGUCGGACUUUUAGCACCAGUCCUAGACAGCGGGCUGACCCUCCAGUUGCCCCCGUGCCAACUUUCCCGAACGGCGGCGUGCCUUCUAGCUUGAGCGGAAGCGGCAACCUCGCGGCGGCGGCGGCGAAUGCCGCCUUUUUGGACUCCAUAUGCGGAAGCCGGACGGCUAGUGUGCUUUACCCGCCGCACCACCACCAGCACGAACACGCUGGGGGGUACACGGGAAUGCCGGGCUCUUGCUCCCCCCACGUGUCGCCCUUUUUCUUGGGAAGAGAAACUUACCCCUUGUACCCGUGGCUGCUAGCGAGGCAUCCGAGGUUCCUUGCACACCGGUUACCUGGUCCAGAUGGGGCUGGAUUCCUGUUGCAUCCCUUCCGAAAACCCAAGAGGAUUCGAACAGCGUUCUCUCCCUCGCAACUCCUCAAACUGGAGCAUGCCUUUGAAAAGAAUCAUUACGUGGUCGGGGCUGAGAGAAAACAACUGGCACAAAGUCUCAGUCUCACAGAAACACAGGUGAAAGUUUGGUUCCAGAAUCGACGUACGAAGCACAAGCGCCAGAAACAAGAGGAGGAGCAGACUAGCAGACAGACGGAGAAAUCAUCAUCAUCCGCAUCAUCAGGCGAAUCAAAACACCAUCACUCGCACUCUGCAGGAAGCCACGAAUAUGCCAAUAAGCAUAACUGGCAGAACGGGGAAGAUGCGCCCUCUUCACCUAUCUCGGAUGACGGAUCUAUGGUGGAAAUAGAAAGUGCUCCGGAAUCUCCCGAGAUGGCGCCACUAUCGACGUGAAACGCCGCCAUAUUUAAAUAAACAUUUCUCAUAAUCCCUGCAGUUUCAUAACUUUGUAAAGACUAAUAUAAAAACAAGGACAUUUUGACAAUUCUUAGAGACUGUUUUAAAUUUGGACAAAAUGAAUUACAUUGUGCUGCAUUGAUACAGAUAUUUCGAAUUGAUAGGGGAUAUUUAUGGGAAAGAAUAAGUGGAGAACUCGAAGAAAAAACUACCAGGCAGCAUAGCAACAUUAUUAAGCAAUACGAAGAACAAAAUUUCACUGCUACCUCUGUUCAUUGAUUUUUUUUUUUUUUUUCCAGUGUUGAGUCUGUAUGGCUCGAGUUGGUUCCCGGUUAUAAGAAACUUUCUGUCUGGAAGUAAUGCACCGUCGAAUUCUCCUUAGAAAUAACUGGCUUCCACCUAUCUGCCAGAAAAUGACUUUCAGUUAGUUUCUUACUUUAAAGGAAAGAGUCUGAGAAUUUCUUCUGUAUGGAGAGGAUUACUUGUUUAAGAAUUCAUCUGUUUGCAAGAUUUCUCUUCCAUGGAAAUUAUUUUCAGUUAAGAAAUUCUUUGGUCACACAGACGACUUCUUUAAAAACUUCUGCUUGAAAACACACUUAAACAGGGUUGAAGAAAAAGACAUCAUGGGUAUAAUCAGUAACGUUAAUUAUUAAUGAAUCUUACUGAAACAAUGUCACAAUUUAUAUUUUUUUACUUCCAGUUUCUUUAUUCAAGUCCGAAGUCUUAUUUCAAAUAAAACAUUGGCUACUUUCCAGACGAACACUUUUUAUUAGUAAAUAAAAUAAAAAGUAUUAAUUCCAUAAGGGACAUUAACUGGAAACUACUUCAAUAUUUUCUUAAAAUGUAUAAAAAGGCAAAUAUGUCGACAAUUUAUAAAAAAGUUUUCUGGCUAUCUUCCACGAUUCAUAUUUUCAUAUGCAUACUCCCAUGCAACAUAGCAUUCUACAAUUCAUAUUCCCAUAUGUUGCAUUCUUCAUUCCUGUUUUUUUAAUAUUGCAUUCAGUUUUAUAAGCAACAGUAAUUAGCAGUCAGGAAACUUAGUCCUUAGUAAGGACUUUUCAAUAUUAGACAUACAUCCUACAUUUUUUUCCAUUAAUCAUUAUUUAACGUUAAGUACAGAAUAUCUCAAGAAUGGGUUAUAUAGACAGAUAUCUCUUUCUUUAUUUGUUUGUUUAAUUAAAAAAAAGUAGCCAAAUUUUUUAGAUAUUUCUAGGUUUUACGGAAUUAGAAUAUUAACUGUCUGAAAGAGAAUGCUGAUGAAUAAAUUAAUUCCUUUCCCAUAUUUUAACGAGUACCUUUAAACACACAUUUUGUUCAAUAUGGAUAGGUUAAAAGCCUUUUCCACAGUACUUUCAAUUGCAUAAGAUUUUUUUUAGACAAUUCUUGAAAAAAAUCAUGGGCUGAAACAAAACAACUCGUUUUAAGUUCAUACGUGUUGUUGCUUAUUACAUUGUAUUGCAUCUAAGGCAAGAAAACUUAUGAUUAAAAGUAAGAACUACAAACAAUUUAUUGAGCAAAUAUAUAUUAUUAAUAAUAUGAUAAAUUGAACAUAAAUAAGCUUAAAUUAUUUGACAGUAUUCCAAACCUGUUUGAAAUUUUCUGCCUCAAAACUAAUAGACAAUGUUUAUGAAUUUUUUAAACACAUUGCAGAUAACUGCCAAAUAAAAUUCUUACCAUAAGAAUUAUCUCUGCCAAAUGAAACAGAAUACAAAUUUUAAAAUGCAUUAACUUUUAUCACUGCAAAUAUACUUUUAUCUCAGAACUAAUAUCGAUGAUUUCUUCCUUAUAGCAAUUUAAUUUCUGGACAUUAGGAUGGACAAUUAUAGGAUUAUAAAUGAUGAAUAUGGACGAUAUGAAUCAUUUUAUCAGUGUCCAGAAAUAAGCAAAAUUUGUCUUUGGUGCGCGAAUUUUGUAAAUGUUAUAUAGCUAAGGAUUAUUGUUUUUUUAAAGGACUUAUAAAAGGAAACUGAGAUAUGCGUUUCAAUUUCAGGACAAAAAGUUGUGUGAAACUUAAGUGAUGAUAAAAGUUAGCGAUGUAGACGCACUUAAUUUCAUGUUUAUUGUUUAAGUGUAAACUAUUUUCCAUGCCAAAUAAACAAUAUUAAACUGUGGA